UGUCAACCGAUUGCCGUUUUUCAUUUUUGGCCACCGAGUUCGGAAUAUGAGUGAUACGCGUGAGCAGAUUCUGGAGCAAAUCAAAGUGCAAGGCGAUCUCGUCCGUCAGUUGAAAGCAGCGAAGGAGUCAAAGGAGAAGAUUUGCGACGCGGAGUACCAGCCCAGUCAAGAUCGGUGUCAGCAUAGGGAUCGGGCGGCGGAGGAGCAGCGCCGAGGAGCAGAGGGCGGUGCCAUCUGAAACGGUGGCCAGCAUGCCGGAGACGCUGCCCGCAACUGCGACGGUGACGGCGUCGAGCAUCGACUGCACCGUGGCGGUGCUAAAGGUGCCCACGCCCACCCUACAGCUGCCGGAGGUGUGCAAUCUGCAGAGCCUGGGCCUCAUCAUGGAGCCCAACAACAUCAACAUCGAGCUUAAUCCCGCCGCCCUCGUCACGCCCGCCAUGGAACCAGUGGGAUUUAAGAUGAUGACUAUGGACAUUACCAAAACCGAACCCGGACUCGUCGGGCUUUCCUCCAACCAACAGCAGCAGCAAUCGCAGCAAACCAACGCCGGCAUGAACAGCGGUGGCCAGAACAACGGCCCAAAUCCCAAUGGCAAUGGGAACGUGGUCAAUGUGGUCAACUCUGGCGGUGCCGGUGGCGGCAACAAUGGCAACGGGAAUGUCCAGAGCAUCGCUGCCGCUGCCAACAAUAAUAACAAUAACAACAAUAACGGCAGCCAAUUGUGCGCCGGCUGUGGCAAGCACAUCCAGGACCGCUACCUCCUCCGCGCCCUGGACAUGCUGUGGCACGAGGACUGCCUCAAGUGCGGCUGCUGCGACUGCCGCCUGGGCGAGGUGGGCUCCACGCUCUACACCAAGGGCAACCUGAUGCUCUGCAAGCGGGACUACUUGAGAUUGUUCGGCAACACGGGCUACUGCGCCGCCUGCAGCAAGGUGAUCCCAGCAUUCGAGAUGGUGAUGCGUGCCCGGACCAAUGUAUACCAUCUGGAGUGCUUCGCCUGUCAACAGUGUAACCACAGAUUCUGUGUGGGCGACCGCUUCUACCUGUGCGAGAACAAGAUACUCUGCGAGUAUGACUACGAGGAACGCCUGGUCUUCGCCUCGAUGGCCAAUCAUCCGAUGCUGAAGCGACACGUCUCCUCCUUGGGCCAGGGCUCACCGACGGGUGCGGCCGGGGCGCAGAAUACCGCUGGCGGAUUGCUGGGCGGCGGACCCGGUGGCGGCAAUGUGAAUGGCGUGGGCAUGGUCAACGGACCGCGCACUCCUGGCGAUCACAAUAACAACAACAAUGGCCCACAGACACCAACCGGCGGUGGGUCACCGUUUGCCGCAGCUGCUGCUGCCGCCGCCGCCGCUGCCCAUAUGAAGAAUCAACUGGGAGCGUCCAGCUAAAAUAAAGCCCUGGGCAUGGGCGCCGCUGGGGCUAUUGUGCCGGGAUCUGGAGUCGGCGCUGGAGUUGGAGUCGGAGCGGCGAGUCAGCAAUUCUACUCGGGCUUCGGGCUGCAGCAUCAGCACCAGCACCAGCAUCAGCAUCAGCAGCAUCACCAACAGCAGCAGCAACAGCAACAGCUCAUGGGAUUGGGCCUGGGAAUGGGCGGUGGUGGAGGAGUAGGAGGAGUAGGAGGAGCAGGUUCCGCCGGUGGACCAGGUGGAGGAGCAGGUGGCGGAGGCGUUGGCAGCAUCGGAAGCGGCUGCAAGCGCUACCAAAGAAAGUUCUACAACCGCAACUGAGGAAAUCGACGGGGGAGAAAACGCUAGCGGAAAGGAUACAGAAAUCCAGAAUCGAUAUUCAAAUCUUCGUUUGCUUUGACUGAGUUCAAGUUUUAUAGUUUUAAAGGCCUAGUUUAGUUAGCCUACACAAAAGUACUUGCUGAAUUCGCAGACAUUUUUGGAUCCUAACAUUUAAGAGACAAUAUCUUUACUUAGUUCUAUUCGAGAAUGGUCCCCCAUUUGUUUUUAAACAAGUUUUUUUUUUUAAUUUUAUUUUCGUUUGCACUAAGACCUGUACAUAUUUUCCUUGUAUACUGUUGACUUAUUAGCGCGAUCCGUUUUUUUUUUUAACAUACUCCACCAUAUAGAUAUAUUCGUAUUUAUCUAUGUAUAUGCAUAAAUAAUUUUAUUUUCACGCUUGAAGCGUGCGGUGCCAAAACAAAUUCAAAGCAGUGCCAAAAAGUAAAAAAAUAAACGAAGGACUAAACUGAUGAAUGUGAAGUGUAAAACAGAGGCGGCUGAAGGAGAAACGAAACGGCUUUGUUGUGGACCUGCGAAAUCGAGAGAGUUAAACAUCCCCACCGAUCAAUGUUCGAUUUUCCAUGUGUCCUGGCAAUCCGAAGGAGCCGCAGGAUCGUAGAGUAGAGGUAGAAUGAAGUGGUAGCUGAAGAGGUAGAGAUAGAGAGAGAGAGGGCAAUUGGCAAAAGUGAACUUUGAUGUGUAAAUAUUGAGACAUUCUGCACACGACUUAAGCACACAUGAUUUUUGUUCUGAUUCCAUUUUAAGUCUGUUGGAGCAACGUUGUUGAUUAUUAUUUAAGUUUAGUUUAGUGCGAGGCUAAAGAAUGUUCUUUCCACGGCGAACGUUGUAUAGAAGUAGCUAGAGCUGGAUGAUGGAUUCAUUAAGGAUGGAUUCAUUGAUGAUGGCCAGAUGGUGAUCCAGAUGAUCCAGCGUUAGAUGUAAAGCGCCUAAGAUAGGUCGAUGUAAAGUUAAGGAUUUGUGUGCGUGCGUGUGUAUAUCUAUAACCAAGCGAACUAGUUACAAUAUGGGUGUAUUUAUUAAUCUUUUUUUUUUUUGCGCAAUCUAAUGUAACACUAAUCAAUAUGCGUAAUUAGCGUUCGAAAGGAGCUAGCAAAUAUACUAAGUACGGGAGAAACCAAAGUGUGUGUAUAAGCAUCAGUCUAUCUACGAGCGAUAAACAAUACUACCUAUCUAUCGAAUUACCGAAACUAUGUUAAAUAUCGUAAUAAUCUAAUAAUCGGCAAUAAGUAAGAGCGAUUACCCAAUAUUUUUUUUGUAUUGUAUUGUUAGAGAGCAGGCAUAAAGUUAAAUCAAAAAUAUCUAAAGUGUAAGAUAAACCCGCUUAGACUUAUAUAUACGUGCAUAUACAUUAAAAACAUAAAAAAAGAAGAAACACAACCCAUAAUCCAAGUUUUUGGACAGCAACCAAUAAUAUUAAUUAAAGCAGCCAGAAAUGAGAUUGCAAAUGAAA
Molecule: messenger RNA, 3204 nt
Organism: Drosophila yakuba
Lineage: Eukaryota; Metazoa; Arthropoda; Insecta; Diptera; Drosophilidae
Gene: Bx
Exons: 5
Biological process (GO): positive regulation of transcription by RNA polymerase II
Cellular component (GO): nucleus
Molecular function (GO): transcription coactivator activity; DNA-binding transcription factor binding
Source: RefSeq, a predicted model, not a curated record